Silurus meridionalis is the source of this 1102-nucleotide messenger RNA. RefSeq names its product regulator of G protein signaling 5b (gene rgs5b). Bases 16 to 714 code for a protein of 232 amino acids. Lineage: Eukaryota; Metazoa; Chordata; Actinopteri; Siluriformes; Siluridae. The record is from RefSeq and is a predicted model, not a curated record. The transcript has 4 exons.
UACUGGAAAUGAAUCAUGGCUGAGCUCCAGAAUAUGAAGCUCCUCCUACUGAGUAUUUACUGGCUAAGGGGCGAGGACACCUCAGAGCUCUGUGGUAUAAAUAGCAGAGUGCUGCCGUGUCUCGGUCAGAAUCCGAAACUCUCUCAGAAAACAGAAGCACACAGCUGGGAAUUGUACAUUCAGAGAAAGAAAAGAAAGAAAAGAAAAAUGUGCCAAGGUUUGGAAUCGCUGCCGGUUUCCUGUCUGGAGAGAGUGAAAGAGCUGAAGGCACGUUUGGGAAGUUUCCUUCUCAAGCAGGAGCUCAAUCUCUCCAGCAAGAGAGAGCCAAGGACGGAAGAUGCCCUCAAGUGGAGAACGUCCUUCCAGAACCUCCUGGCUCAUAAAGAUGGGUUGUGCGCCUUCCGGACGUUCCUUCAGUCCGAGCAUAGUGAGGAAAAUAUUGCAUUCUACCUGGCCUGCGAGGACUACAAGAAAACAAAGAUGUCCUCCAAGCUGUGCUCCAAGGCCAAGAAGAUCUAUGAGGAGUUCAUCGAUGCUGACGCACCGAGAGAGGUGAAUCUCGACCACGAGACGAAAAGCAUCACGAAGAAGAACGUGCAGGAGCCGACCUGCUCGUGCUUCGAUCUGGCCCAGAGCAAGAUUUACACUCUUAUGGAGAAAGACUGCUACCCUCGCUUUCUCAAAUCGGCAUUCUACUCCGAGCUCAAACCCUGAACCAAAACAUCUGCACACGGUUUGUAGGACACGUGCGCUGGAUCACGUCCCGAGCUUAAUGACGAGGGGUAUCGCUUGGGGAUUCCAAGAUAUCUGCCUUAAACCUGUCAGGGAACUGGUGAGGAACUUUGAAGGAUAUCGAACAAAACCCUCAGCAACUUGAAGAAAAGGAAAAGGAGAAACACUGGAAUUUUGAACUCUGAGCACACUUUUGCACAAAUUCUGUCAUUUUUAUUUUAUUUACCUCUGGACAAAUUCUAUUUAUUGAACAAUGGUGUAUUUUGUAUAAAUUAUAAUAUAUUGCUUUUUAUUUAUUAAACUGGGAGACAAUGUAUGAUGAUGUAUGGAAUUCGGCUUGGAAUAAAUGCUGAACAUCUGCUUUCUUGUA